Molecule: messenger RNA, 1695 nt
Organism: Musa acuminata subsp. malaccensis (wild Malaysian banana)
Lineage: Eukaryota; Viridiplantae; Streptophyta; Magnoliopsida; Zingiberales; Musaceae
Source: RefSeq, a predicted model, not a curated record
CCCAUCGUAGGCCAUGGAAGAUGUUAUCCAAAUGCCUUAGCUUGGAGCCGCACGCAUGUCCUGUCGCCUUCAUGGACACCGUCUUCCUCCUCCGCCCCGAAGCCCGCAGUCGCUUCCUCCGGACCGCCGCUCGCGCACUGGGAUGCACGUAUAUUUGCCUGUGGUCCCCGCUUUACCAUCCAUCAUCCGAGUAUCCAUCGAUUCCUCUCGUUGCUUCACCUCCAUGGAUGGAUGGCACCACGAGGACGACAGCAGCGGUCGGCCGAGCUCCUCGUCGGGAAGCCCCUCCAGAAGGCUCUUCGCCGCCUACUUGAGGUCUCUCUGCAGCAUCCGAUGCAGCUGUGUUCCUGGUUGGGCUUUCAAGAGCAGCCUUCCCUACAUCGAGCUAAAGGACUCGGACCUCAUGAACUCCGCAUCGAUGCAAGUACAACGGCAAUUCUAUCAGGAAGCUGGAAUUAAGACUGCAGCUUUUCUUGGAUGCACAAGCGGAGAGAUCGAGUUUGGGAUGACGACUUCGAGUGAUGCAAACAUGCAUGCGAAUGUUGAUCAAGUGUUCAGCGAGGAUUUCAUACGACAGUCGCAAUUAGAGCAAGAAUUCAUUCACCAGACUCAGUUGGAAGAGUUGUUCCCACCUCCCGACUCCUCCGACUCCUCCUCGCUUCGAUCUUUUUCGGUGGAAAGUCCAGAGUGCUCGUCUCUCCUUCUCGCCAAUACGAGCACUGUUGCCCCUCACCAAAUCCCCAUGAGCGUCUACGAUCGACACCGAACCGUGCUGUUUCCAUCAACUGCCGUCGAUGAUGCUGCGAUCGCGAGGGCGAUGCUGGCUGUCAUCUCUUCGAACUCUUCUUCGGCUGCCAACCGGAGUUGGUCCGGCCGCCGAGUAGGGGCAUUCAAAGCCUACGCUACUCCGGCCUUUGCACCAAGAUGCGAUCCCACUCCAAGCUCGCAUGGCCAGAAGAUGAUUAAGAUGCUCAUCAACCUACUGAAGAAGAUGAAUGACAUGAGGUUUGAAGCCCGGACGCAGGACGCCCGGCCUACCAGCAACCAGCUGCACCACAUGAUAUCGGAGCGCAAGCGCCGGGAAAAGCUCAACGAAAGCUUCGAUGCUCUCAGAAUGCUACUUCCACCGGUGUCCAAGAAGGACAAGGCGUCGGUGCUUUACAACACCAGGAACUACCUGAACGCAUUGAAAGCUCAAAUAUCUGAGCUGGAGCGUAGGAACCGACUGCUAGAGAUGCAGGUUCGGCGUCCUGAUGAGAAGGAAGAAGACGGCGAUUCGAACGAGAGAGUACGAGUUCAGAUAAGCCGGCAGGCAACCGAAUCGACCCCAGAAGGCGAAGGAGUCAACCUCGUCAUAACAGUGAGGGCGGGUUGCAACAUGAUCGAUUUGAUUCACGACGUACUCCAAUGCUUGAAGCGGAUGGGAGCCACUACUUUAUUAUCGGUGGAGGCGAUCACAGGAUCGCCGCAGAAGAAUGAUCUAAUAAAGGCAAGCUUCACCGUACGAGUAAAGGGCGCCGAUUGCGACGAGGAGACGCUCGAGGAAGCUGUGACCCAAGCUGUGGCUGCGGUGUUGGAGCGAUCAGCAACACCCACUUCAUAAUACUUUUUACUCUUCGCCCAUCAAAUUUGACCGACUGUUGUAAUCGAUAAUGGCCAAACAAGUCAUUUCCUGUGAAAGAAGCUGCAAAACAA